Messenger RNA from Monopterus albus (swamp eel), 2211 nucleotides. Its product is annotated as E3 ubiquitin-protein ligase AMFR. Lineage: Eukaryota; Metazoa; Chordata; Actinopteri; Synbranchiformes; Synbranchidae. Gene Ontology annotation, biological process: endoplasmic reticulum unfolded protein response; ubiquitin-dependent protein catabolic process; protein K48-linked ubiquitination. Gene Ontology annotation, molecular function: ubiquitin protein ligase activity; ubiquitin binding. The transcript has 14 exons. Bases 206 to 2071 code for a protein of 621 amino acids. The record is from RefSeq and is a predicted model, not a curated record. Gene Ontology annotation, cellular component: endoplasmic reticulum; ubiquitin ligase complex; cytosol.
UUUAAAGUCGUCAUGAUGACGUUGUUACAAUGCGCAGCCAGCGCAACCUCCCAGUCUGCUCGGUGGAAUAAACAAGAUGAUGUUAUCGGUGUAGUAGUGUUAUAAGUUCAUCGCAGAACACAACAAGGGACGCCGGAUAUUCUCUUUCGUUAAAUUUGUGACAAACCGUUGUUCACAGACUAAGAAGUGGACCGCAGAUACUGCAAUGCCUCUGCUGUUUUUGGAGAGGUUCCCUUGGCCCAGCUUGCAGACCUACACAGCACUGAGUGUGGCUUUGCUUGCUGGUAGCAUUUUCAGUGCCUACACCACUGUGACUGAUCCUGGCUUUGGGGCGUUGGAAACAGAGGAGAGCCCAUCUCCCUCGGAAGUGAAUCUUGAUAACCCAAACAAUGAUAUUAGUAAUACAGAACUGGCAACCACUGUCCUGUGGUAUCUUGUCACAGACAGUCUUUUCGUAUGGGUGCUGGUCAACACAUUCUGCUGCUUUCUGAUGUUAAUCGCUAAAAUAAUUCAAUAUGUGGUGUUUGGUCCACUGAGAGUCAGUGAGAAACUGCACUUGAAAGAUAAGUUAUGGAACUUCAUCUUCUAUAAGUUCAUUUUCAUCUUUGGCGUAUUGAACGUGCAGACAGUGGAUGAAGUGGUCAUGUGGUGUUUGUGGUUCUCUGCCCUGGUCUUUCUCCACCUCCUGGUGCAGCUCUGCAAAGACCGAUUUGAAUAUCUGUCAUUCUCCCCCUCCACUCCCAUGAACAGCCAUGUGCGAGUGCUUUGUCUGCUGGCCUCCCUGCUGCUGAAUUGCUGUGGCCUGGCUGUGGUCUGUGGUCUGCUCGGAGCUUCCCACGGUGCACACACCCUCUCCUUUAUGGCAGCAGAGUGUCUUCUGGUGACUGUGCGUACUGGGCAUGUCAUCAUGCGGUACUCCAUUCAUCUGUGGGAUCUUAACCAUCCAGGGACUUGGGAGAGUAAGGGAACAUAUGUCUAUUACACUGACUUCAUCAUGGAGCUAGCGAUGUUGUUUCUGGACCUCAUGCACCAUAUCCACAUGCUGCUUUUUGGAAACAUCUGGCUGUCCAUGGCGAGCUUGGUUAUCUUCAUGCAGUUGCGGUAUCUCUUCCAUGAGGUUCAGCGCCGUGUCCACCGACACAAGAACUACCUUCGUGUGAUCAGCAACAUGGAGGCCAGAUUUGCUGUUGCUACUGCCGAGGAGCUGGCAGCUAAUAACGAUGAUUGUGCCAUCUGUUGGGAUACCAUGUUGACAGCACGCAAACUACCCUGUGGCCACCUCUUCCACAACUCUUGUCUGCGCUCAUGGCUCGAGCAGGACACCUCAUGUCCAACAUGUCGGACAUCCCUGAACAUUAAUGGGGAUGGGGGCCAGGCGAGAGGCCAGCAGCAGGGCGGUGAUUUGGAAGACAACAUCGGCCCUGUAGGAGCUGCUCCAGAGGCCAGACCCCAUAUCAACCAACACAACCACUUCUUCCACUUUGAUGGAUCUCGCAUUGCCAGCUGGCUGCCCAGUUUCUCAGUGGAAGUAAUGCACACUACCAAUAUCCUGGACGUUGCUCAGGCCAACAACUCCCAGCUCAUGGCCAUGGCUCAUCAGGUCCAGGAGAUGUUCCCUCAGGUGCCCUCCUACCUGGUUAUGCAGGACCUGCAGUUGACCCGCUCUGUGGAGGUCACCACAGACAACAUUCUGGAGGGGCGCAUCCAGGUCCCUUUCCCAGCACAGGCCAUAGAGCAUGGCCCUUUACAGGUGAACCCUGCUCUAGAUGGGCAGGCAGGGCCCAGUGGAGCAGCUGAGCAGGGCCUCAGUGAAUCAGACAACAUGGAGGUCAGAGGAGGUCGCUUCUCCAAGUCAGCUGAGGAGAGGCAGAAGAUGUUAAAGCAGAGGAAAGAAGAGAUGCUCCAGCAAGCACGCAGGAGAUACCUGAACAAAACUCCAGAAGACCUGGAUGAGGAUUUGCCUGGACUGGAGGACACUCUCCUAGAAUUGGACUCAACUGUGCUGAGGCGUAGUACCAUGGCAGCAGCCGCAGAGAGACGCAUGCAAAACCAACAAGAUCCUGCACCCUGAUACACAGGUUGACAUCAUCAGAAGAGUCUGCCACAUCAUCAUCCCAAGAGGCACAGACAGAGUUACUUCAAUCUUUCCCCAUUUGGUGUACAGUCAGUGGUCACCGCCUAUUCAAACCUGUAAUUAAAAAGCAUUGCAAA